Molecule: messenger RNA, 2390 nt
Organism: Paraglomus occultum
Lineage: Eukaryota; Fungi; Glomeromycota; Glomeromycetes; Paraglomerales; Paraglomeraceae
Source: the annotation of a GenBank genome assembly
CGGAAAUAGCUACUCAAGACGCUACGUUUGUACUGUCAUACUCUGUUAUAAUGUUAAAUACCGAUUUACACAAUCCACAAGUUCGACGCCGUAUGAGUCUCGAUGAUUAUAUGAGAAAUCUUCGAAAUGUCAAUAGUGGACAAGAUUUCGACCCUGAAUACCUGCGAGCUAUUUAUGAUGCUAUUCGGAAACGAGAAAUUGUAAUGCCAGAAGAACAUGAAGGACAACUUGGAUUUAAUUACUUAUGGAAAGAACUGAUACAUCGUACAGAAGCAGCUGGUCCCCUUAUAAUAUGCGAUGUCUCUUUAUAUGACAAAGACAUGUUUAUAACGACAUGGAAACCGAUAGUGACGGCUAUUUCUUACGCGUUUACUUCCGCUCCUGACGAUAUGACCCUGCAGAAAGCUAUUACCGGAUUCCAUCAAUGCGCUCUCCUUUCGGCGAACUGUCAGCUUUAUGACGUAUUCGAUUAUAUAAUUAUGACACUUGCCAAGAUGACUGGCUUACUUGGACAGGGUUAUUCAAAUGAAACAGCCAACAACCCUGUCGUAAACGUUAACGAUAUUGAUGUCACAAUUAGUGAUUUGUCCAUUCAGUUUGGAAGAAACUAUAAGGGCCAGCUUGCAGCCGUAGUCUUGUUUGCCAUCGCCAACGAAUAUGGGAACGUGUUAAAGGACGGUUGGAAAUUUAUUCUCGAGAUAAUUAAGAAUCUCUUUGUUAAUUCCUUGUUACCGAGUUCCAUGUCACAAGUCGAAGAUUUCUUAGAAGGUACGACCACUAUACCUCUAAAACCCAAAAGCUUACCAAUAAGAGAUGAGCGAACCCGUGGGAAUUCAUCACUCUUGUUCUACUUGCUUGAAAACGCUGGAAUUUUGGAGUCCUCCCGAAGCGAACCAACCAAAGAAGAAAUUGAAUGCACUAUGUGUACUGUUGAUUGUGUCGCAGCUUGUCGUCUGGAAGAGCUCUUUGCGGACAUUAGGUUACUGCAACAGGAGUCGCUCGAAUAUUUGAUGAGGGCGCUUAAAUUCAUUGCAGAUGGUAACUCCCCCUCCGAUUCUCUAAAUUCACGAAAUUCCGUAUCGCAAGAAUUGUCCAACCAAAAUUUGCAGGGCAACGCUCCAUCCAAGCCGUAUGACCCGGCUGCUGUAUUUUUCCUUGAGCUCAUGAUAAAUGUUACUCUACAAAAUCGAGAUCGAGUGCAGUCCUUAUGGCCAAUACUGUUCGAACAUAUUGCAGAUAUAUUAAAGGAUUCUACGAAUCACAGCAUUCUAUUGGUAGAGCGUACGGUAGUCGCUUUGCUAAGGUUAUCUAUUCGGCUAACGCAUAAGGAGGAAAUGGUAUCCGACGUUCUCCGAUCUUUCGAGUUGUUAAGGGCAUUGCCAACUGACAUAAUACAUUCUGUGGGCGAGCAAAUGAUGGCUGGAGUAUAUAAUCUAAUUAAAGCCGACUCGUCUUAUAUAAGGGGCCAAGCUUCAUGGGAAACUUUAUUCGGUCUACUUCGCGCAAAUUCGACUCAUCCUCAGGCAUCUAAAUAUUCAUUUGACACACUCGUCCUGAUCAACGAGAGCGAGAACGUGAAUAGUGACAACUUUAACGAGAGUGUAGAAUUGCUGACAGAGUUCGCGUCUGCUGCCGGGAUUUUGGUUGAAAGAGAAGGGUCUCCAGAGAAGAAUGCGAAGACUUACCUUUCGACGACUCAAGCGGAUAUUUUAGAAAGGGCACAAAAGUCUGUGGAGCUUCUUUAUCAACUUUAUACAGAAAUACCACGCCUCCUGAGUGUGUCACAAACCCCAAUGGGAGAAGUUUGGUCGACAUAUUGGUUACCUAUUCUAACGGGAUUAAGCCAGCAAUGUUACAACUCAUGUCGCGAGGUGCGGCAAACCGCAAUGACAUACCUCCAACGCGCUUUACUUAAUCCAGAUUUGGCAUCAUACAAUCUUACUGAAUGGGUGGUUAUUUUCGAUGUCGUUCUCUUCCCUCUGUUGGAUCAGCUACUGGAGCCAGAGAUAUUUAAUAGGGAUCCAGUAGGAAUGGAUGAGACACGAAUGCGAGCAUCUGCCCUUCUAUGCAAGAUUUUCCUGCACUAUUUGAACAGACUCGUCGAAUGGAGAGGGUUGAUUACUCUAUGGUUGCAAAUACUAGACGUGAUGGAACGAUACAUGGCAAUUGGAGACAAUGAUUCGUUGAGUGAAGCCAUCCCUGAAUCUCUUAAGAAUAUGUUGUUGGUUAUGUCAACGUCAGGCGUGCUUCAGCGUGAGACUAACGAGAAGCAAGAAGAGCCCACAAAUGCAAACAUGAUUGCAAUGAAACGUGAACUUUGGAAUGUUACUUGGGAGAAGAUUAAUAAAUUCUUACCUAGCCUUCAGCAGGAAUUCAGCGUUCUUCACUAG